This is a messenger RNA of Bolinopsis microptera, 3254 nucleotides long. RefSeq names its product CAP-Gly domain-containing linker protein 4-like. Gene Ontology annotation, biological process: cytoplasmic microtubule organization. NCBI's taxonomy places the organism in Eukaryota, Metazoa, Ctenophora, Tentaculata, Lobata, Bolinopsidae. Gene Ontology annotation, molecular function: microtubule plus-end binding. The record is from RefSeq and is a predicted model, not a curated record. Gene Ontology annotation, cellular component: microtubule plus-end; cell cortex; nucleus.
CACAAAGCUAUGUCCUCAUGAUUGCUCCCAAUAUGAGCUGAUCAACCAGUAUGACUGUGAAUUCAUGAGCUAUGGCGGGCAAUGAGGAUUUGGAAGAUAAUAUCGACCAGAUCAACGUGAAUGAGAUCCAAGAAAACGGCAUUGAUAAUAUUGAGAUUUUGGAGGAUCUAAAGAAUCAAAAUAUUUUACUCAAUAAGAGUAAUCAUGUGGAAACUGAUGUAAAAUUAAUAGAUCUAGAAGAUGAUAUAAAAGAUAGCAAUUUAAAUGCAGUUGAAUCAACUGAAAAGAUUGUCGAUAAUUAUGAUCCUGACAAGAAGUUUGAAUCCUGUAUCGAAAUCAAUGAGAAUAACGUAAAAUCUAAUGAAGAACUAUUGGACAAUCAUGAUGUGGAUAGCAUUGAAUCCUCCUGUGAUGAGAACAAGGAGAACUCAGAACAACCGCCUAUUUCAAGGACUAAACCUAUUGUUCAUUCCCCUUCAGAAAAACCACUCUGUCAGAAACACACUAAGAGUUCUAACCAGCUUAUAAAAACAGACUGUGACGAGUGCUUCUCAUUGCUUUCAAAUCCGACAACAUCUAUAUCUCAGAUAUUUGGAGCAAUGAGAGAGUGGAUGCCAGGAAGUCAGAAAAAAAUGAAUGUUUUAGUCGAAGAAAUAUUAAGAAGAGGUGCACAUAUAGAUGACAUGGAUGGACUAGAAGGUAACACCAUGCUGCACUAUGCCUGUAAAUCAGCCUCUGAAGGUAUCGGAUCCAGUGACAUGGCAAAACAACUUGUGAAAGAUCUGAUUGAUAAAGGUGCUAACUUUAAGCUCAGAUCACGGUGGACUGACAUGCUCCCGCUUCAUUUUGCAGCAUAUUUCAACUGUCCGGAGAUACUGGGAGUACUGUUAGAUGCAUCAAGCAACAGUGAUAUAGACGCACGGUGUAAGGAGUACGACCAGGGAACAGCACUACACAUGGCAGCUUCAGGGCUGUGUUACAAGGCUGCCAGGUUUCUUAUAGACCGGGGAUCUGAUCCUACACUCAUCAACAACAAGUACAAGACUCCGUACGAGUGUAUAGCUGAGGGAACAAAACACGAGCUCCGCCAAACUCCAGACUCAGUUGAACAACUCAGAGCACUCCUAAAGAGCGCUAAAUCUCCUGUUGCUGACGAAGUUCUUAAAGAUAUCGGCGUCUCAAUAGGUGACGACGUGCAGGUUGAGGGAGGUAAGACAGGAACCCUCAAGUUCUGCGGUAAGACCCAGUUUGCUAGCGGAGUUUGGUGUGGUGUCGAGCUACAUGAUAAGACUGGUAAAAAUAACGGCUCUGUAGCUGGGGUUACCUACUUCAAAGCUAAACCUGGUUUCGGUAUGUUUGCUCCUCCUAGUAAACUAUCAGUGCUUGAAAAACAGAGGAGACCUUCUCAAAGCAGCAGCUCUUCUGAUACCGCUAAACUUAAGGUUGGCGACAGGGUGACUGUGAUAGGGUUUAAGCUUGGUUAUAUUAGGUUCCUGGGAAAAGUUCGCUUCGCUGGAGGUGUCUGGGUAGGAGUGGAGUUAGAUAAACCGUACGGCAAAUGUAACGGAACGAAGGAUGGUGUAAAAUACUUCUCCUGUAAACCUCAGAACGGAGUACUCGUACCAAUAGACAAAGUUAAGAGAUGGUAAGAAUGAUGGCACUGUCCAAGGGAAACGCUACUUCGCUUGUAAACAAGGGUACGGUAUCAUGGUGCGACCCAGUAAAGUCACUAUACACGGUAUCUCCGCCAGCAAACUGAUUGACGAGAAAGAUUACCCUGAGUAGUUAUUACGGGGACUAUUAGUGUUAAUAUUUUAAAUAGGGCAAGUUCCUCCUGCUUCACCUUCCUAUAAGGUAGAUAUUCUUGAAUUUGCUGAGCGAGGCGAAUAUCUGUGUUCCCAUGGAAGGUUGACUAUUUUACUUCAAGGGAAUCACGUGAGGGUCACGACAGGUGAGGGUCACGUGAGGGUAUUCCUUAUGAGAAGUAUGUUAGAGUAUUUGCACUAUAUUCACGCUAGUCUCUACUACCUGUACGCUACAUCUAAAAUAAUCGUAGCACUGCCCAAAGAGUGGUAUGUUGAUAGAAUGAGUCGGCAUAAAGUAGUGAUGUAACGAUAAAGUAGUGGUGUAACGACUGUCUCCGCUAUGAAUUAUGGGGAGACGGUACAUGUAAUUGGGGUUUCCGUACAAAUUUCUAAUCCUAGAAGGGAUAUCAACUACUACUAAGUAGUAACUCUCUCCUCUGCUAACAUUUUACAAACAAAUGAUAAAAACAAAGAAUAGCUGAAGUGGUCGUAUUUAUCCACAUAGCAGGAGCACCAACUAUCGUAACACCACUCACCACUGGCUCUGGGCUCAUGACUAAAUUUGGUCUGUGCCUCAUCGUGAUAAUUCUUUGGAUCUGAUUUUUGUGGCACAUUAAAGGUAGCUCAUCUAGUUAGUAACUAGCAGUAACUAGUUGCUAAUUAGUAGUUACUAGUUACUAAUUAGUAGUUACCAGCCAGUUUGUUAAAGAUUUGUUGUCUCAUGAUACUUUGUUAUUUAAUGUUCAGAUAUUCAGAAGAUAUGAAAAGCUUUUAUCAUCAUAAUAAUAAUAAUAUGACCAAUGCUAUAAAGCUGUGAUCUUUUUUUGAACUUUUGGAUCAAACCAUUUUAAAUCUAUUAUGUACACUUAAAUAAGGUGUACAAUUACUAUGUAUGUGUUGUUUUUGAAGAUAAUUUUAUCCAAAUAACAUGUGAAUAAAAUGAGUUAAACUGUAGGUGUGUUGAGCGUUACUACUCCCCCAGUUUACACUAGAUAAUACAUGUUAUUUUUAUGUUUGCACUAGGUGCAUGCUACCCCUUAUUCCUUUACUCUCCCCCAACAAGCUGGGCCCUCUCAUCAUACCAUAUAAGUAAUAAUGACUGUCGGAUUUUAGUGCGCACUGUAUUCCAGUGAUUUGCAGGGCUGGAGGUUACCCAGUUACCUUGUAAGUGGGUAAUAGCACAAAGUAAGGUUGGUGAGCCUAUGUUUAUUGUUUAGAGGGACCCAGGGCAUUUCCGGGUAUCAGGCACUGGACCUUUUAACUUUAGUAAACCAUUACAGAGAGUUAUUAGUCACUUUAUAAUGUAACCGGAGCACAGCUCACUGCCCCUUGCGGUGUACUUACUUAGGGUGAUUGUAUAGGAUGUUGUGUAAUCAUAUGGACGGUAUAUUGUAUGGACAGUGUGCACUAUGUCUGUUCAAUAUUGCAAGCACACACACACACACACAC